Molecule: messenger RNA, 2091 nt
Organism: Coffea eugenioides
Lineage: Eukaryota; Viridiplantae; Streptophyta; Magnoliopsida; Gentianales; Rubiaceae
Product: AT-hook motif nuclear-localized protein 5
Exons: 5
Coding region: 635-1717 (360 amino acids)
Molecular function (GO): minor groove of adenine-thymine-rich DNA binding
Source: RefSeq, a predicted model, not a curated record
UCUAUUUCAUUUCACUUUUGUCUUUACCCUCCCUCCCUCUUUCCCAAAACUCAUGCUGCCCCUCUCUCUCUCUCUCUGUGUCUCUCUCUUUCUCUCAUUUCCUCUCCCCCAUUUCAAAUCUAGGGUUUCUUUUUCUUUUUCCUUUAGUUCUUUAUCUAUCUGAGUACCCUCUCAAGAACUAUCGAUUUUGAGCUAUCAUUUGUGGGGGUCUGUGAAACCAUGGGUUUUCAGCAUUCUUCUUAAUUUAGCUCUGGUUUCCGUGAUCUUUAACUAAAGAAUUUUGUUUAAGUUUCAAUCUUUUUCAGUUUUGCUGCAUCUUUUACUCUUUUUUGGUGAGUGUGAACUUGAAGAUUUCUCUUUCCAAAAUUGUCUGCUUUUUUCCCAUGAUUUCUCCAAAACCCAUGUUAAACCCUUGUUCUGAUUUUCCUCUAAUUUAUUAAUUUUUUAAAGUUAUGGUAUAUCUUUUCUCUGUUAAGAUUUUGUUUUUGUAGUCAGAUUUCUGUAGGGGGGGUCGGUUUUAGAUUUGGGCUAGGUUUGUUCAAAGAGUGGAUUUUUGUUUUGCAAGUGUGGAUUUUAUUGCAAAGUAGGUUAAAAAAGGAGUCCUUUUUGGGGUUAAAUUUCGUUGAGUAAAUGCAUGGAUGGAAGAGAAGGAAUGGCUUCAUAUUACCUCAAUAGAGGUGGUGGGGUUGGUGGGUCUAAUUCAGGGUCUGGUGUAGGAGUUGGUGUUGUUGGGGGCGGUGGGGGUGGGGGCUCAAUGACCCCAACAGGGGUGCCCGCACCUCCUGGUUAUAAGACCCUUACAAACCCUAACAUUUCAGUGCAGUCAAAUGUAGGGGGUGGUGGUGCUCCUAUGGGCUCCGCAUUCCAAAUAGAGAACCCUUCACCCAGUUAUGCUCAUGGCAUUACUAUGUCCAUGGCUUCUACUGUUACACCUGUUGAAACUGUGAAGAAGAAGAGAGGGAGGCCUAGAAAGUAUGGCCCUGAUGGGGCUGGGGCUAAUAUGGCUUUAGGAUUGUCUCCCCUCUCUUCUACGCCAUCCCCGGGAUCAAUCACGCCUGGGGGCUCCAAAAAAAGUCGGGGGCGGCCGCCUGGUAGUGGAUGGAAACAGCGAUUGGCUCCACUUGGUGAUUGGAUGAAUAGUACUGCUGGACUAGCUUUCACACCGCAUGUCAUUCAUGUUGGAGUUGGAGAGGAUAUUGCUGCAAAGAUAUUAUCAUUUGCACAACAGAGGCCAAGGGCUUUGUGCAUUUUGUCAGCUAAUGGUUCGGUAUCUGCUGUAACACUCCGGCAGCCAACAACCUCUGGUGGCACUGUAACAUAUGAGGGCCGUUUUGAGAUAUUAUGCUUGUCCGGUUCCUAUUUGCUUGCUGAAAGUGGUGGCCCUCGUAAUAGGACUGGUGGUCUUAGCAUAUCUGUAUGUAGUCCUGAUGGGCAUGUCAUUGGCGGUGCAAUAGGGGGUAGGCUUAUAGCCUCAAGCCCAGCUCAGGUCGUGGUCUGCAGUUUUGUAUAUGGUGGUACCAAGGGAAAGAGCAAAUCAGAAGCUAGUGAUAAAGAUGACAAGAGCAUUGUACCUAAGUCUGAAGACAAGUCAUCAGCACUGGGUAGUGGUGCUCCUGGUCAGGAUCCUACAGGAAACUCUGGAGCAGGUGGUUGGCCUCCUGUUUCCCGGCCAGACUUGAGGAAUCCCCAGACAGAGAUUGACCUGACGCGCGGAUGAUACAAUUGCUGCAAUCAACACAUGGCAAUUUUUGUAUAUAUGUGUUGUUGUAAAUGAAACGGGGAGAGAGAGAGGGACUCAUUUGACUUAUGGUGCGACCACCAGUAGGCAAUGAUGGUUUGUGCUAACAUAGCCUCUUGUAACAAAGCUUGCCCCCCUUCUUAGUGUUUUUUUAGUAGUGAAUAGGUGGUCAUGGUUGACGCUGGUAGAGCGCAUAUUAUGGCUACUUGUAGCGGUGGUUAAAUAUGGUCUUCGGCAUAAAACUUUGGGAGCUCUCUCAACAAAUUGAUUGGAGUACCAAUUUGGGUCUACAUUACUGUUGUAAUUGGAUUUCUUGAGAUGCAGAACUCAAAUCAAAUUGCGGGUUAACUGAA